AUGGCAGCUAGGUUCUCCCCAACAUCGAAUUUGCUUCGCAAAUCUCGUCUAUUUGCACUCCCGCCAACACUGGCUCCCCCACCACAAGCCGUAUCCUCUGGUCCGAUAGCCGAAUCCGAUACAGCCACCCUUCCCUAUCCUAUCCGUGCAGCAAUUGUAACCCCGGAUUCUUCACUAGCAAGAGGCGAUUGGGGCCUCAAGCGACCGCUGCCGGCAAAGUCCACGAUACAGAGUUCAUCAACCCCCGUUGUCCGCAUCAAUGCUCUCGACACGUUCGAGCAUAUCACGGAUUUCGAGUCGGCUGGAGAUCACAUCAAGACCCUAGCGAAAUGGCAGGAGCUCAACCUUCCAAUAGUGCUGCCUAAAGACACUGGAGUUGCGGCACAGAUGGGCGGUGGGAGACGGGAGAGUGUCUUCGAAAGUAAAAUUGAUAAUACACAUGAGAGCAUCAAAUCAGAAUCUCCUGAUUCAAAACGAUUCAGAUUCAGAGGACCCUGGUUAGCCGGCCAAACAAAUUUUGAAUUCGAUAGGUAUCUGGCCUCUGUCCGUCGCCGGAAGCCAGAAUUUAUGAUGAAGCUUCGAAAACUGGUUGCAGAGGGAAAAUUGGCCGACGCAAGACGCAAAGCCCGGGAGGAAGGAAAGAACUUAGAUGAUUUACAGAAACCCCAAGAGAUCAGCGAUGAGGAGUUCUAUACAGCCCUAAGAAGCCUGAGAGCCGACCCUAUGGCACUGGGGCCGAUUAUCUCCAAGUUUUUGGAUCUUCCUCCCGCUCCACAAAAACCGAAUCACCGUAUCCAUCUCAGCAGCUGGAGUUCUGCGCCCUCCGAAGCAUCUUCUUCGGUGUAUGGCCGCCAGGGACCUCCCAAGACCCACCCUUCAGCCGGAUUAUCUUACCUACGAACAGGUGCACAAAUCGACAACCACCCGGUUGUUGGUCCACAAAAAUUUUCCCGACCAUUCCAAGCGCGUAUCCUAAGGCCCAAGCGCCGAUUCAGGGGAACUGCCUAUAAAGCCGUCGUUGCUGUAGGAGGUAUCGUGGCAGAGGACGUCAACUCCCACGCGUUCAGGGAGCAAAAUGGACCUGGGGGUAUUUCGGACUUUGAUCCUGAUGUCCCAGGAGGGUCGAAAUACUGGGUCCAUCCUGUAAGCGCAUCCAUCACUUCUGAAGGCAAGAUUUCUCUUUCCACCAAUCGGGCGGCGGAUACGCCCAAAGCGCUGUAUGGAGCCCUUCCUGAACCAGCUGAGCCGCUUGCGGACUACGUGCAUGGCCCUCAGCGGACAUAUGCUGAGUUAACUUCCACUUCCGGUGCGGAAGCUGGAAGGGAUGGCAACGUACAUGAAAUUUUCGACCUUAUCCGGGAGAAGAGAGUCUAA
Paracoccidioides brasiliensis Pb18 is the source of this 1374-nucleotide messenger RNA. RefSeq lists its product as uncharacterized. Gene Ontology annotation, cellular component: mitochondrial small ribosomal subunit. Gene Ontology annotation, biological process: mitochondrial translational initiation. The record is from RefSeq and is a predicted model, not a curated record. The transcript has a single exon. Bases 1 to 1374 code for a protein of 457 amino acids. Gene Ontology annotation, molecular function: structural constituent of ribosome.